Molecule: messenger RNA, 2040 nt
Organism: Callithrix jacchus (white-tufted-ear marmoset)
Lineage: Eukaryota; Metazoa; Chordata; Mammalia; Primates; Cebidae
Gene: OR9K2
Product: olfactory receptor, family 9, subfamily K, member 2
Biological process (GO): G protein-coupled receptor signaling pathway
Cellular component (GO): membrane
Molecular function (GO): G protein-coupled receptor activity; olfactory receptor activity
Source: RefSeq, a predicted model, not a curated record
AUGACAUCUCAUAAACCAUCUUAUGCAACAAGGUAGAGAGAUGUACAAAAGUAUCAAACUACAUUGUGUUGAAAUUAUUACUAGGCUGAAUACAAAAUACUGUACCUGGGUCCAACCUCCAUUGUUAGCCAGUUGUAUUACCUUAGGCAAGUCAAAAUAGCUCUCAUCUUUCAUUUGCUCAUGUGUGCAAAUGUAAUGGGACAAUGAAGGCAUAUGCCAACUGUAAAGUUUUCUUUAAUGUUAAGUGUUUUUGUCAUAGUAGAGAAAGUAUAGAACAUUUAUUUGCUGACUUUCUAUUAUACAUUGAAGCAGAAAUUUGCCAUGGGUGACAAGGGAGGAGACAACCAUUCAGAAGUGACUGACUUCAUUCUUGUAGGCAUCAGAGUUCGUCCAGAGCUCCACAGUCUCCUUUUCCUACUAUUCCUGAUUAUUUAUGGGAUGGUUCUUCUGGGAAACCUUAGCAUGAUUGGCAUCAUUGUGACUGAUCCCCGGCUGAAUGCACCAAUGUAUUUCUUCCUAGGCAAUCUUUCCAUCAUUGAUCUCUCCUACUCUACUGUUAUUGUACCCAAAGCCAUGGUCAACAUCCUAUCUCAGAAAAAGACCAUAUCCUUUGCAGGUUGUGUGGCACAGCUGUUCCUUUACGCACUUUUCAUGGUAACAGAGGCCUUUGUUCUGGCAGCCAUGGCCUACGACCGCUUCAUUGCCAUCUGCAACCCACUCCUCUACUCUGUUCGCAUGUCAAGAAGUGUCUGUAUCCAAUUGGUGGCUGGUUCCUAUCUCUGUGGCUGGAUCAGUUCCAUCAUUCAAAUCAGUGUCACGUUCUCUAUGUCUUUCUGUGCCUCCCGAGUCAUUGAUCACUUCUACUGUGAUUCUAACCCGAUUGAAAAGAUCUCCUGUUCCAAUGUCUUUAUGAAUAAGAUGGUGUCACUUAGUUUGGCUGUCCUCAUUAUUUUGCCCACAAUAGUUGUUAUUGUGGUAUCUUAUAUGUACAUCGUGUCCACAGUUUUACAGGUUCACUCCAGUGAAGGGAGGAAGAAAGCCUUCUCCACUUGCAGCUCCCACUUGGGGGUUGUAAGUUUGCUCUAUGGAACUGUCUCUUUUGUGUAUCUCACGCCUCCAAACAACCCUGAGCUUCGUAAAGUGGCUUCAGUAUGUUACAUUUUGUUCACACCUAUGUUGAAUCCUUUAAUCUACUCUUUAAGAAAUAAGGAUGUUAAAGAUGCCGUGAAAAAAGUCUUAUGGAAGAAAAAAUUUUUACUCUAAAUAUGCUUUCAUUUGUUUUUCUGUUUCUUGUAUCAAUUAUUUUUUACUGCCUGGUUUUCUAGAUGUAGACAUUUAAAGUUCAAGUUAAUUAUUUGCUGAGAUGAAGUCUUGCCCUGUCACCCAGGCUGGAGUGCAGUGGCGCCAUCUUGGCUCACUGCAACCUUUGCCUCCCGAGUUCAAGAGGGUCUCCUGUCUCAGCCUCUCAAGUACUGGGAUUACAGGCGUGUGCCACCAUGCCUGGCUAAUUUUUGUAAUUUUAGUAGAGAUGGGGCUUCGUCAUGUUGGCCAGGCUGGUCUCAAACACCUGACCUCAGAUGAUCCACCCGCCUUGGCCUCCCAAAGUGCUGGAAUUAUAAGCGUGAGCCACUGCACUCAGCCAAGUUUAUUUAUUUAUUUAUUUAUUUAUUUUCACAAAAGCACUUUCUAUUUGAGGCAAAGAGAAGUCUUCCUGAAAGGAUUACAGUUCCAAGCAGUCAAAACUCAGCUGUUAGUGGCACCAUUUUGACUUGGCAGAUUUUGCUUCUCUUUGGUCAGAAAGGGUAUUCAGGUUGUACUUUCUCCAGUGGGGCAAAGAGAAAGGCAAAGCAAACUGGAAGAGACUUCUACUCUACGGGCAGGCCUCGUCAGAUCCAACAUCAAGCCAGGCAUGCUCUCGCUGGCCACUCGCUGUCCCACUGCUGAAUGACACAGGCUAUACUACAUUUGCAAGGAAAAAAAUGAGGCAGGAAACACAGGUAAAGGUCACUUAGGGAUGAGCAGGCAUCCACAGCUUCAAAA